AUGAAUUUUUAUUCGUUGAUAUUAAUUCAAUUAACAAUCAUUUACUUAUUAAAUUGUUUAACAGAGAUUGAAGGAAAGACAAGCGUCUUGCCAACUAAAAAUACAACAACAAAAAUAAAUGUCACCAAAAGUAAAAAAAAGUUUAGACCUCAAAAACGUACAAAAAUUCUUUUAUUUAAUACAACAAAAAAGCCAAAAGAAAGUUUCGAAACUUCAAAUAAAACCUUUAUUAACAAACAAAAGCUUAAUACUAUAACAAAAAAUACAAUUCAACCUCGAAUAAAUAAUAAAACAAUUAUUGCUAAUAAUAAAAUUAGUAAUGGAACCAAAAAUAUGAAUUUAAAUAAAAAUUUAAAGAAAACACAUCAAUCUGAUAGAAUGGUGAAUAUAACUGUUAGAAUGAGUUCAAAUGUAGGUAAACUAAGUAUAGAGUUAAAACUUUGA
Messenger RNA from Meloidogyne enterolobii, 444 nucleotides. Lineage: Eukaryota; Metazoa; Nematoda; Chromadorea; Rhabditida; Meloidogynidae. The record is from the annotation of a GenBank genome assembly.